Molecule: messenger RNA, 1172 nt
Organism: Mytilinidion resinicola
Lineage: Eukaryota; Fungi; Ascomycota; Dothideomycetes; Mytilinidiales; Mytilinidiaceae
Exons: 2
Coding region: 441-1172 (243 amino acids)
Source: RefSeq, a predicted model, not a curated record
GUGAGGUUAUUGCCGCCCUGGGAGCGCAUCAUUGAACGAGAGGCGACUGGUCUCUAUAUUGAACCACAAAUCGUAUGGAACCUCAAAAUAUCCAUGGUAAGAGGUAUUCUCGAGCUCUUCUCCCUUACUGUUUCUUGUCUGUUGUUUUCAAUGGCCAUAGUUGGCUAUCAUCGGGCUGAAACCGUCCAUUACUUCCUCGUAUUUCUUUGCUUCAUGUGAAAGCCCUGAAUCUGUCGCUUUCGUCUCGUAUUGCCGUCCGUUGUACCUUUUCUUCCUUUCUUUCCUUUCCUUUCAGUUGCCAAUGCUUUUGCUUCAAGUCCACUCGUAACUUCUUCAUAGCUAAUCUGAUUUCUGACAUCGAUUGAUCGUUGUUGUGUCGAUAACACCCUCUUGAAUCUCUUUGGAAGCUUCUUUGCUUAAUUACUUCCGCUGUAGCCUCAAUGCUGUCCCACAAAAUUAGACGAGAAGGAACGAAUUACCUUAUCGAUACUAGUCUGCUUGAUUCCUCUAGCACACGUAAUAGCGUUCGAAUGCGCCCAAUACGACGAUCACCAGCUCUACCACGCUGUCUGGAUCCCCUAAUCAGAGGGCAUAGACCCAAGCCUGCAUGCAUCGAAGAUGUCCUCGCGUCUGCCCCCCCAAAGGCUUUCGGACGCCGUUGUGUCUCUUCGUAUCAGUUGUUGGCUUCGUACUUGGCCUGCCCCCUGUCUAGACUCGAGGAGCCAUGCCAAUGUGUCGAUUCGUCAUACAAGGGUGUCUUGCACCUCGAAUUGGACAGGCGACGUGUUGUGGUUGUUCGGCUUGACGACGACUCUAUCUCCGAAUCAGCUUCGUUCGACGGACGUGUUGCAUCUCAGAUCGACUGGGCGUCGAUAGGAACCGGAAGGGAACGAGUUCGAGGCUCCGGUGCUCAUAUCCCCGAGCAGAGUCCAAGGCAGCGUUUGCGUUGUGUGGUGACAGAAUGGUGGUAUGAGGUUGCGGGGAGAGGCCCGUCAACGUCCGAUAGAGACUCCACCCAACCCAAGUACCAGUUCAUGAACAACAUCGGCUCGCUCCAUCAACCACCAAACUGUCCGCGGAUGAUUCACUAUAUUGUCGGCCCAGAAGACCUCGUAGAGGAGGACGAGUUGGCAAUGGUGGAGGGGAGCUCCAGAGCCAGCCAGGGGGUCUAG